AUGUUAUUUUCCAUAUCUGGUCUCUUCUCAAUUAUCAUUUCUUUGCCAGGGCGUGGCGAUCGUUACGGUCCUUUCGAUCGCAACUUUGAGGCUGGGAUGCCAUACGAUCACCGAUUUGAGGCAGAGUUGCGCGGAACGAUGUUAAAACGAGAAAUGAUGGAGUGCGUUGUUAUGUACUUUGCAUAUCUGUGGGUGGUGUACUCAGAAGAAAUCGUAUUUCAGCGAAUUGGCUAUGAAACAUCGUGA
Strongylus vulgaris is the source of this 246-nucleotide messenger RNA. NCBI's taxonomy places the organism in Eukaryota, Metazoa, Nematoda, Chromadorea, Rhabditida, Strongylidae. The record is from the annotation of a GenBank genome assembly.